CACACACACACACACACACACACACCGGCCACCGCUGCUGCUGCGCCUGCCAGAAUCUCAAUGGGGGGAAAUGACCGCGAGUGACCUUAAAGGAAACACUGUGUUUUACAGACUGCUCGUAUUUUCAUUUUAUACGACAUUAAAGAUUUUUUAACAUCAACACUGAGCUUGACAUUUUUGGGUAAAAUACCUUUAAUUACAGAAAAGGAUAAAGUCUAACGUUAGCUUUUCGGGCGACUGUCUCACUAGCUAACAUUAGCUAGCUGAGCUAAAGUAAGUUAGCCGGGCUUUCUCAUUUUUUCUCUCUCCCGUAGAUGCUAAGCUAAGCUAGGCUAGGCUAAGCUAGCUGCUGCCAUGGAUAAAGCCAAGUCGAUGAUGGACAAGAAGGGAGCGUCGGGACCCUUUCAUGUCAACGGGCAGAGCCAGAGGGGAUUUCACGGACACGUCCCUGUGGCCGCUAACGGCAGCUGUUGCAGCACCAAUGCAUUCGGGUCGAGCGCCGGACCAAACAGUAGCACGUUUGAAAACAUGCAUCAUCUGCACCGCGGGGACGAUGCAGAGUGCAACGGCUCCCCGGCCAAGAGGUGCAGGCUACGGAGGAGGACGGAGUCGGUGCGGCGGAGCAGACCCCCCUUCCCCUGGUUUGGUAUGGACAUUGGUGGCACCUUGGUCAAGUUGGUGUACUUUGAGCCAGUCGACAUAACUGCAGAGGAAGAACAGGAGGAAGUGGAAAACCUGAAGUCCAUCCGCCGCUACCUCACCUCAAACGUGGCCUAUGGUAAAACGGGCGUCCGUGACGUCCACCUGGAGCUGAGGAACCUGACCAUGUGUGGCAGGACAGGGAACCUGCACUUCAUCCGCUUCCCCACACAGGCCAUGCCCCGUUUCAUCCAGAUGGGUCACGACAAGAACUUCUCCAGCCUGCACACGACACUCUGCGCCACCGGCGGCGGCGCAUACAAGUUCGAGAAUGACUUCAGAACGAUGGCCGACCUGGAGCUGCUGAAGCUUGACGAGCUGGACUGCCUGAUCCGCGGCCUGCUGUAUGUCGACCGGGUGGGCUUCAACGGACACCCAGAGUGCUACUAUUUCCAGAACCCGUCAGACACCCAGAGCUGCGUGAAGAAGCCCUGCACCCUGGACAACCCCUUCCCCAUGCUGCUGGUCAACAUCGGCUCCGGGGUCUCCAUCCUGGCCGUGUACUCAGAGAACAACUACAAACGGGUGACUGGGACCAGUUUGGGAGGUGGUACAUUCCUGGGCCUUUGCUGUCUGCUGACGGGCUGCGAGACGUUUGAGGAGGCGUUGGAAAUGGCCAGCAAAGGUGACUCUACCAAUGUGGACAAACUGGUGAAAGAUAUCUAUGGAGGAGACUACGAACGCUUUGGCCUACAGGGCUCCGCUGUGGCGUCCAGUUUUGGUCACAUGAUGAGCAAAGAGAAGCGCGACAGCAUCAGUAAGGAGGACCUGGCCAGAGCCACACUGGUCACCAUCACUAAUAACAUAGGAUCCAUAGCACGGAUGUGUGCUGUCAACGAGAAAAUCGAGCGUGUGGUGUUUGUCGGGAACUUCCUUCGCAUCAACACAGUGUCCACAAAGCUGCUAGCCUAUGCCAUGGACUUCUGGUCUAAAGGACAACUAAGAGCCCUCUUCCUGGAACAUGAGGGUUAUUUUGGAGCUGUUGGAGCACUGAUGGAGCUGCUGAAGCCAACAGAGGACCCGUGAAGUAAAGAGUGUGAAUGACAUCUUCAACACUGGACAAGACGAUGUCAUACACCCCCGUACGCUGUGAUGUCACCUCCACUCGAUGCUGUGACGUCAUCGACUUAUUUUGACGCUGCUGAAAGGUCUCGUUCACAGAGGCCGCUGAAGGAACACUAAUAGACACAGAAACUGAGAAAAGCCAUUUUAAUAAUUUAACUCUUGUAAAUAAUAAUAACCUCUAACACUCACUUCCUGAAUUUCCCAAACAGAGUCCCCCUAUCAAAGAGGUUUUAAUAUUGUAAUCUUUAAUUUAUGGUUUCCUGUAAUCAUCUCUGUUGUUUCCUGUAAUUAGUCCUCUGUCAGUAAGCACAGAGACGAGAGUAUUUUUCGUGUUUUUUGUUACUACGUGAGAUAGUGUGAAUAGCUACUGUAGCAUUACAUCCUGGAGGCUGCGGUGCCCCAGAUGACUAUUUGUGCAACAGUUCUUCAAAACAGGAUUCUUUGCACAGAAAUUACUCUUGAAUGAGUAAUUUUUACCACGAGGGACAAAAGGAAAUUCCUUCUCUGCAACCGCAAGAAACAUCAUUUGACCGCUAAUGCCUGCUGCCUUCAUCCGUCAGCUGUAGUCGAACGUUUGGGUAAUGUUAACUUAAGAAUGCAGUUAGUGGUCAGCCGGCUCCUCAGUGCAGCUGGGCAGUGGUUGUGGCGGUAACUAAGGUUCAGGUGGUAUUCUGCUGCCUGUCUGUUGCACAAAAAGUUGCCCACCGUGCUCCUUCUGAGGAGUGCACUCAAGCCAAAUCCUGUUGAGAUUCGUACGACACCUGCCUGCUUCAACUCAUAUGGGAAACAGAAAAACAUCAUUUCUGUCGCUCCACUGCAUAUUGCCUUUGCAUUUCGUCUCCCCUCAGUCUGCCUUCUUGUUAACAAUAUUAACAACCCCAUAUUACGACAUAUAUAGUGUUCAGUGAGUUUAGUGUUAGAUGAUGGGACCAAGACGUUGUCUUCCAACGAUUAACGCGACAGCUGUGGCUGCACUGUUGAUCUCUGGUGACUGGCAUGACUACAACUUCAGUUCAUGUCUGUUGGGAAUGGUUUGUUCUUUUCCUCUCGUCCUUCUCCUGUCUGUCGGUGUCUAAUUCGAAGACACUUCAGCAGGGUGAAGUCCUGUUUCUCACCCUCUGACUCCUCUUCGAGCCAGAUGCCUUGUUUGGAUGUUAAAAUUGGGAUUUACUGAGGCGUUCGGGCUGAGAUUACGUCAGCUACAUUUGAAUCUCGACAUAAAAGAGAUGGACCAAGAUGCUUUUAGUCAAGAGUUGUCCAUUAUGUAAAAUACAUAAAUGCAAAUUUUCUGGCAUCAGAAUGAGUUCAACCACUCUAAAUUAGAUUGUUCUUUAACUGUCUAAUGGUGCGGUUAUUGUGUGCGGUUAGUAUUUGUUGAUUUGUUCUCUAAGUACAACCUUUGUACUCACAAACAACAAGAAAAUAUGUCAUCCUACACUUUCAAAAAGCUAUCUUACAGUAGUUGGCUAUCAUUAUGCCGCUAUAAUACUGAUGAUGACUGUUCAUCUUUCUUAGACCAUCUCAGAUAUGCUGUGCUGACUUAGGUCACACACGCACAGUUUGCUUGCCUCAGUCUUUCUUCUAGGAUGGAAAACCCUCAUACUUGCCUUGAUUGCCUGCAGUAGUGCUCUGUCCUUCUGCCACUUUUUAAAGGGAUCCUAACUGAUCUGCAAUAAUUUGGGGAAGGUGGAAUCGUAAAUUAGACGUACCCGUCAUCCUAUAGGCGAGGUUUGCUUGUAUUCAUUAUGCGAGAGAGGCUUCGUCAUCAGUGGUUGGAUUAUCAUAGCCGAGAAACAUGGACGACUAAGUUGUAGGUUUCUGUGAUGUGGUGACGCCUCCCUCCCUCCAGCCUGGACCUUAACAGCCUUUCUUGUCAAAGCAGCUCAACUACAAAGCUGCAGUCUCCACUCUCCACUGCUUUUAUAUGUGUUGUACCUCUGUAUUACAUGCCAAUGCUCUCCAUCGGAGAAACUGUUCUGUCCCCUUUUUGAAGCCACUCUUCAUGUAAUUCACCUCAAGCUCUCAGUUUUUAUACUCUUGACAAUUUGUUGUGAUACCUCCAGACCAUCCCCGCCAACACUUUCAGGUCCAUUAGUUUUCUGUGUUUCUUAGCCUGAUGUGCAAGUAUUAGUUCAUCUCUGGGGAUGUUAUUGACAGGACUCUGCAGUUUUUUUAAUUUAUCGUACAGUAUAACAAAGGUGAACUCCUUAUCAGCUAGUUGAAUGUUAUGUAAGUAUUGUGAACAUAUUACUGACAAAAUCAGUUAAUUCGAGUUGGUUAUCUCCACUUCACCAUCUAAUGUACCCAUGAGCUAUACUUUGACCCUGACAAAUAACAUGUUUACUGCUAUGCAGUUCUUUUUUUUUAGUUAAUAUGUAAAAAGCCACAUAGGACAGUUGUAUUAUAGACCACAUAGUUCUCAGAAAGGUUUUAGUUCAGGCUGAUAUUUUGUCUACAGGGACUCAUAAUAGACUAACAUCUAAGAGGUUUUGCUGUGAAAUUGAAUAUGCACCACGUGUUUUUAAAGUACAGAUUGAAUGCAGUCAAAAUAGAUGAGGAUCUGGUGACAGAAUAAACACAUUUUAGAGAGUAAAUGCUCUGUAGUUCAUCAUAGUAAAAUUGGAUAAAAAUAGUGUUUUUCUUCUGUGGAUAUAUUGAGUGUAGCAGGAUUCAUUAACCACGGAUUGGCUUCAGUAAUCUAAAUGUCAGCACUUAUGCAAAUGUUAAAAGUAAGACUGUGAUGAAAUACUAUUUGACUAGUAGUGUUUUGGAGUUUUGCAACCGUUUCCUCUGAAAACACAAAGUGAUCUUUGUGUUUGAUCCUGCAUGUUUUCAGCUGUGACGACACUGCAAAUGUUCUUUUCUGGUGCUUUUUUUUCUUUUGUCUGUUCUUUGCCUUGUUUGGAUGACACCAGUGGCCUCGACCUGUCAGGUGUUGGUUACCUUGUGCCACCCCUUCUUUCUUAUCAGUUGCCUUCACUGUCUGUCAGCCUGGUACCACCAUGUCUGUGCCCUUCAGUUUCCCACGUGGUUUAAUUUCAAUGUAAUUUCUGUUUUUUUGUUUGUUUGUUUUUUUUGUUUGCUGUUGUACUUUAAAAAGUUCAGUGCAGUUAAACUUCUUGAUAUUCACAGCUGACCUACUAGUCCCAAAGUGUGACGUAAGAAAACAACAACAACAUUAAUUUCCACUUGAUUAUUUCAAAAGUCACAGCAUAUUUAGGUAUCACAGAUUAUUAACAAUGUGAACUAGAAUUUUUUUAAAAACUCUAGUUCCUUAGCAUUUCUUUUCAUUAGGGUUUUGGGCAGCAGUUUGGUUUGGGAACACUUAGAAAUGGUACGUCCUUUUACGUUGUGGCCAGUUAUAGUAAUGUAAGUUAACGUGUUUUUCAAACGUGAUAUGAAAAUACUAUUAUACUGAAUUUCUCUUCAUGGUUUAACUGUUUUGAGUUGGCACAAAAGAACCAGCGUGAUUGUCCUUAGAGAUGUAACUACCCGCCUUUUCAAACAUGUUUAUGAUUCGCAGCACUUAUAAAAGUGUCUCACUGCGAGUUUUACCUUUUUCAACACGUAUCAUCAGUGUGGAAGCUUUUUAUGUCAAAACAGGUGAACACCCAAGUAGAAGGAGAAUUUACUGUACAUUUUUAACUUUUUGCAGUCUGCUGUGGUGUACAGAUGACCUGUUGCUGAUUUUAAACUGUACCUGUAUGUUUUCAAUGUUGAUAUAACUGUUAUAAUUUCCACACUCAACUAAUCUGAAACUGUUCUAAUCCAGAGUUACUGGCCGCCAUGUGUUUUUCAUGAGGUCAAGUAUUUUUGGACCUCACUGUUGUAGUCCAGUUUAAGUGUUUCGGACUCCAAAAACCGAAUCAGUAACGCUGGAAUUUCAAGUUCACAGAAAGUGUUUGUUUCAUGCAUCAACACGAAUGAGACCCAUCACUCAAGGCAGUGUCACAUCUUACCGUGCUGACAUUUUCGUGAAGUUUGGUCCCUUUUAAAAGUGUUUCACACAUUGUGUAUGACUACAUCGACACAGUAUGAAGCAAGAAUUCAGUCAUUUAAGUAAACUGGAUAUCAAGUAGUGAUUCUCUGCUCUCAUGAGUCAGUGUGUGGGUGUUUGUCUGCUUUGAUCACAGUCUGAGUUGUGAUUUUAAAGUUUGAACCUUUCUAAUGCUGCGUUUUGAGUUUAUUUCCCACUGGGACCACCUGUGCUCAAAUCAGUAUAUUCUUUCUCUGUAUUGUAAGCGUCUUUGGCUUAAAUCACCCACCGAAUUGCAAAUGGUAUGUCAUCCAAAAGUGAAAACUAACCAACAGGCUAUGCAGUAACUCAUCCAUGGAUCUUUUUGUCCCUUUCUCUUAUCUCUUCUCUAAAGCUACCAGAGUUGAUUUGGCUUGUUUGUAAAUGUUUUUAAGUAAAAUAUGCAAUGCUGUUAGUUUUUCCCUGUUAAAAAUCCUGUUUGAAUACUGACAGAGAGAGUUUUCUCCUCUUGAAGUUUGUCCUGCUGACUCCGUUGUUAACACUAUUUAAGGUGGAUUCUUGCAACAGGAUGCUUUAGGCCUAGUUAAGCACCCGACUGAGCGUACCAAGCUUGCUUUUUCAGUGUGAUAUUUGUGACCUUAUCAUGUUAAAUAUGUCAUAAAGUCAUUGACACAUACAGUAACAAGCUUUAGCAUCCCUGAAGUUCUUUUUGAGUGGUUCUCCCAUGGCAGGCCCUUAUCAUAUCCAAACUGUGGAUGAGAUGAGGGCCUUGUUGGCCUUGUUGAAUGAAUGGUGAGAAGUAAUUCAAAUAGGCUGAAGAUCUGUGACAAUGUUCAUUUUUAUCUUUAACUGUGUUAGUGUAGGGUAGAUAGCAAACUGUCAACUCCUUGCUGCUGUCGAACCUCAAGUCGGGUCCUCGUCAAAGUGAGAUAAUGUUGCUUGUGACCUUGUGACCUUUUGCUUGUGUUUUUCGCCCCACGUUGCUAAGCUUUUUAGGAUUUCCUCACAGGUUCUUAAUCUGGUCAAACAUCUUGUUGCGUGAACUCAUUCAACCUUUAAACUGUCUUCUGGAAUGCUUGACCGGCAGGACAGACCUUUUCACCCCUGUGGAUUUGAUUGUACAAAGAUUUUGUAAAUAAUAUUAAUAUGAUAUAUUCUACACCAGCAAUCUGUCUGUUGAUGAAGUUGUUUCAACUGUUCAGGGUCGGGUUUCCCAAAUACAACUUGGCACUUCAUUUACAAUCCUAACGCAGACAGAAGACACACCGAGGCAAACCACUUUCCUCUGCAGCUCCAUCACAUUUACCAACAACUUUACCAGAGCUGUGAUAAGUAGUAUUCAAUAAAACCUUCAGCAGUCUGUCCUAAUCUCUUUGUGGUGUCCAAUUGGUGAGAUUUUCUUCAUUUCGAUUUUUUUUUCACUUAUUGUCACUUUAAUAUCAUUAAAUUUAUUUGUGGGACAGUUUUACUUAGAUUGAAAAAAAAAAAUUAAAACUGAGUCAUACUUACCCUAAAUGGUGAUGAGAAUCAAAGGAGGAAAGUAUGUUGUUUAACAUCCAGGUGUUGUUCUGUGUUGGCUUUCAGUGCCAGUUGUUCACACUGAUUCCUCUAUGAUCUGGAUUUAGUUGUGAAAUUUUUGGGAAGCCCAGUGCUGGUUGUUGCAUCAGUUCUGCUGCUGCUUUUAACUGGGUUGAAAACCGAAAGGAUUAAAAAGGAAAAUAAAUGACAAUUUAAAACAAAUGGCUUCCUCCGUUGUGCAAUGCGUGUGUACUGAAGUGAAGAGAUUUCUUUUUUCUAUAAAGGAAUUAAACUAAAACUGGA
Messenger RNA from Scatophagus argus, 7561 nucleotides. RefSeq names its product pantothenate kinase 1a (gene pank1a). Gene Ontology annotation, biological process: coenzyme A biosynthetic process. The transcript is spliced from 8 exons. The record is from RefSeq and is a predicted model, not a curated record. NCBI's taxonomy places the organism in Eukaryota, Metazoa, Chordata, Actinopteri, Scatophagidae. Gene Ontology annotation, cellular component: cytosol; nucleus. Gene Ontology annotation, molecular function: ATP binding; pantothenate kinase activity. The coding region runs from base 355 to 1725 and encodes 456 amino acids.